AUGAGUUCAUUGUUUGCGUUUGUUUGUUUGACCCCUGAGAAGCUUCGUCAAUUCAGCAUCAUCCAACUCUCAACUCUCAACCCUCAACUCAACCACAUCACAUCACGUCACAAGACUUCUUCGUCGCAACCACAACUACCAACCCAAAAACCUCCCAUCAAAAUGACACAAUCCAAGGACCAGAAGAUUGCCGAGACUCAGGCCAACCUCCCCCUCCCCGAUCAGCCCCCUAAGGCUUCCGACUGGCAGUCCGCUGAUGCCCGCACCGUCAACGUCGGCGCUGGCAAGCAGGAGGGCCCCAUUGGCACCGACUCUGCCGCUCAGUCUGGUCUCCGUGAGCCCGCUACCAAGGGCGAGGAGGUGGACCUGAGCAACGUUGGCCGUGAAGGUGUUGAGAAGCGUCAGCAAUAA
Molecule: messenger RNA, 411 nt
Organism: Fusarium fujikuroi IMI 58289
Lineage: Eukaryota; Fungi; Ascomycota; Sordariomycetes; Hypocreales; Nectriaceae
Exons: 3
Coding region: 1-411 (136 amino acids)
Source: RefSeq, a predicted model, not a curated record